AUGAAGUAGAUACUACUGAUAUGAUAGAUUCAGUAUAUAUAAAUUUGUUAUGUAUAGAUUCAGUAUAUGUAGAUUCAACAUAUAUAGAUUCAGUAGAUAUAGAUUCAAUAAAAGAUAAUAUAACAAAUACUACAGGUACUAUAGAUAUAGCAAAUACUAAAGAUAUAGUAGAAGUAGAUACUAAAAACAUAGUAAGUGCUAAAGGUAUAGUAGAUGCUGUAGAUAUAAAUAUAGCAGGUAUCAUAAGCGUAGAAAUUUCUGAGUAUGUUAAUUUAGAAGAAAAAGAUACUUGCACAGUUUGUCAAGAUAUAAUUAGUUCAACUCUUCAAGAAUCAAUUACAAUUUUAACAUGUUG
This is a messenger RNA of Racocetra persica, 355 nucleotides long. The record is from the annotation of a GenBank genome assembly. NCBI's taxonomy places the organism in Eukaryota, Fungi, Glomeromycota, Glomeromycetes, Diversisporales, Gigasporaceae.